AUGCAUCGCUGUUUUUGCUACAGACGCUUUAUGUACAUGUUACAUUUGGUUAAUUUUGUUAAAAUUGAAUUCUAAAAUAUACACAUUAUGGAACAAACUAGUCCCUUGAAGCCCAAUCGCAGAGAUAAAACCGAAGACAAACUCGUGGACACAGAAUCGGCGCACCGUGAAGAAGGUCCACAAAAGAAAUUGGCGCGGCUUGGCGAAUCUGUGGAAGCAACUGCUGGUGCAGGCGACGCGGACGUGGAGUUAACUCUGAAUAAAGCUUAUCUACAAAAAAAUGUGACGCAAUGGCUGCAGUCCGCAUGGGCAAAGCAAGUGCCAAGCACAAAGGAAGAGACAACUGGUGCACAGAUCUGGGGAGAACCGUUUCAAAUAUGCCUACUCCCUGAUCUGCUCGAGAGAAAUAACCCGCCGGCUCUGGUGCACGAAAUGAUCAACAAAGUGCACUGGUCGCGCAAGCAAAUGGAUCUGUACGAGUUCUACCAGAGCACCGAUCUAUCCAAUAUGCUCGAGUGCAGGCUGCUUGCCAAUUUCCUGCAGGUGCUGCGCAAACAAGUGCGACCCUGGCUGGAGGAAAUAACAAAUCUGAAGCUGGACUACGUAUCCGCCUCGUGCAGCAUGUAUAGCUGCGGUGACUACUUGCUGGUUCACGAUGAUCUGCUCAAGGAUAGACAAAUAGCCUUUAUCUAUUAUAUGUCGCCUUGGCAGGGCGUUGAGGAGUGGAACGAGGAGCAUGGUGGCUGCUUGGAAAUCUUUUCCAGCGAUGAUCAGUGCUAUCCACAAUUUCCGGUGCAGCGCAAGAUUGCACCCAAAAACAAUCAGUUUGCAUUCUUUAAAGUCGGCUCCCGUUCCUUUCACCAGGUGGGCGAGGUGACCACCUACGAUUAUCCACGUCUUACCAUCAAUGGCUGGUUUCAUGGCGCCACCAACGAAGCCUUCGCCGCAGACUCCUCGCGCGCUUUUCCCCGCCUCAGCUACCUGCAGCCAGAUAUCAAUUACAAGCCCAAAUUAGGAUUGCUACUGAACGAUGUCUACUUAAAGGCUGCCACCCGUCGCAGCAUACAGAAACGCAUCGAGGAGAACUCCGAGAUUUGCUUGUAUGAAUUCUUUAAGCGCGAAAAGUUUGAAUUAGCACGCGCUCAACUCCUGAACGAUGAUUCGCUCACAUGGCGACGGCAAGGACCCGCAAAUGCGCACAACUACGAGCUUAUGGAUCUGAGCAGCGCGAAGGGCACAGUGCAGGAGCUGCUACAGCUAUUUCGCAGCAAUACCAUGUUCCAGCUACUGCGUGAUUUCACCGAUCUGGACUUGUAUGGCGUCGAUGCCAUAACGCCCACUUGCAGCGUGGAACUGCAGCGCUGGUCGCACGGCAACUACACGGUGCUGGGCGAUGGCCUGGUCAGCGAUGAGAACACACUCGAUUUGGUCUACUAUCUAAAUGCAGCGGAGGGCGCGGCGGUCAUAACAUAUCUCUCACCUGAGGUAGAGCAGCGCGCUGCUCAUGAGAAUGGCUUAGAUCCGGUAGCCGAUGGCGACCUUAGCAUUGAGCAGGAUGAGCAGGAGGAGGAGGAGGAGGAGUGCCACGAUGAUUCAGUGCUGCUGACAAUAACGCCUGUGGACAAUGCCUUAAAUAUUGUCUAUCGCUGCGAGGGCACCACCAAGUUCACCAAAUACGUCUCGCGCAACACCCCGCUGGACAAGGGCCCAGUGUUUGUAAUAUCCUGCAGCUAUAGGGAAUAAUUACAAGCAAAUUUUCCCAAAAUGCCGCCGCACAUACAAGCCACAAUUUGUUGUUUAGACUGGCAAUGCACAAAUGUUUUUUCUGCUUAAGUUUACUAAAGACUUGCGUGAAUGUUGUUUGUACUCAAGUGAGAAAAGCACUAAGAGAAAUGCCCAAUAAAGUGAUUGUAUAAAGAAACACAAAAA
Messenger RNA from Drosophila virilis, 1929 nucleotides. Its product is annotated as prolyl 3-hydroxylase sudestada1. Gene Ontology annotation, molecular function: iron ion binding; peptidyl-proline dioxygenase activity; L-ascorbic acid binding. The record is from RefSeq and is a predicted model, not a curated record. NCBI's taxonomy places the organism in Eukaryota, Metazoa, Arthropoda, Insecta, Diptera, Drosophilidae. Gene Ontology annotation, biological process: attachment of GPI anchor to protein; regulation of translational termination; peptidyl-proline hydroxylation. Gene Ontology annotation, cellular component: GPI-anchor transamidase complex; cytoplasm.